Messenger RNA from Osmia bicornis bicornis, 3873 nucleotides. RefSeq names its product solute carrier organic anion transporter family member 74D (gene Oatp58Dc). Gene Ontology annotation, biological process: transmembrane transport; sodium-independent organic anion transport. Gene Ontology annotation, cellular component: membrane. The transcript has 8 exons. Lineage: Eukaryota; Metazoa; Arthropoda; Insecta; Hymenoptera; Megachilidae. The coding region runs from base 590 to 2767 and encodes 725 amino acids. Gene Ontology annotation, molecular function: protein binding. The record is from RefSeq and is a predicted model, not a curated record.
GAGAGGUAGAAAAUGUGCCCGCUUGAUAACAGCAACGCGAACUGAACUACCAUAGAUGCAUCACGGUUCUCCGUGUUGCGAUCCACUGUCGUCUGAUCAGUUCUUCGGGGUCGAAAAGUGGGGAACCGCAGGAGGAGCUUCCGAAGGCGGUUUGAUCUGUGUCGCGUUCAGGAGGUGACUCCAGUUGCAAAAGAAUAUCGUUCGUUUUCGGAUCCAACACGUUGUUUUUGCCAAAAUAGUAUCGUAAAUAUCCCCCCAGUCGAACGAUCUUGCGUGCCUUUGAAGGAACUUUGGCUUUUAGUGACAUUUUUGGGACCGUUCUUCGUUGCUACCACGGUGAUUGAUACGCCGUAACCGAAAGGGCAGCAUCGGAUCGACGCACGAUUGCCAUUGACCACGUGAUACCGAAACAUGGAGAACACGUGACCGUGAAAGGGAUAACGCGUAAGGAACGAAGGGAAAGAAAGGAAAAGCGAUGCCAAGGGCCGCGAGAACCCCAUACGUAGAUCGAAAACGUGCGACCAUCGAUUGAGGUCAGAGCCGAGGGUCUCGUAGCGUCGUCGAGAAGGCAACGGUGCCGUUAACGAAGAUGAAGAAUAACGCGAAGAAUAACAUGAGCAACCACGAGAAAAACGGGCCGGAGAGCCUGAAGUUGUUGAGGGUGCCGUCCACCCCGCCUACAACACCGACUACACCUACCACCCCGAGUUCCAGGGGACUCGAGGACGUGUUCAGGGAUCUACCCAUCACCGACGAAACAUCAUGCGGCAUUUGGUGUAUUCGUGGUGUGACCUUGCAGAGAUUCGCGAACAAAAAGGCUUACGUGUUUCUCUAUGGUGUGCUUGGAUGUAUAUUCUCAGCCAGUUAUGCGUACUUCAAUGGUACCAUCACCACUAUCGAGAAAAGGUUCAAGAUACCAUCGAAGACCACAGGUCUUAUCACAGUGGGUAACGAUAUCUCACAAUUAUUUGUAUCGGUGGUCCUGUCCUAUUACGCGGGAAGGGGUCACAGGCCUCGAUGGAUCGCGUUUGGGAUUUACACCGUCGUCCUCUUUUGUUGUUUGACGAUGUUGCCGCAUUUUUUGUACGGCCCGGGAGAGGAUGCUCUUUUACUCACGAAAGAAUACGGAGCGAAGCCACGGAACGUAAAUUCGAGUCAUAUACCUGAUAAAUACCGGAAGUUCCUGUGUCUCGGAAAGGAGAACCGUGAAAACGAAUGCGAGGAUGCCGAUGGGAAUUUCGCACCCCAGGCGUUACUCUUCACAGCCCAACUGGUAUCAGGAGUUGGUGGAUCGUUGUAUUACACUCUAGGAGUGUCUUAUAUGGAUGACAAUAUACAGAAAUCAAAAACACCGGCGUUGAUUAGCUUCUCGUACUUCCUGAGGAUGUUGGGUCCAGCCAUUGGUUAUGGUUUAGCUUCGUUUGCCCUCAAGUUUUAUAUUAGUCCUACUCUGACACCUACGAUCACUACACAGGAUCCAAGGUGGUUAGGUGCCUGGUGGCUCGGUUGGAUCAUCCUAGCGUUCCUCCUAUUCUUCUUCGCCAGUGUUAUCGCCCUUUUCCCCAAAACUCUACCCAGAGCAGCAGCUCGUAAAGCUUUAGCUUUAGAACGAAACAAAUCAGCGACAAGUAUCAAAGAAGACGAAGAACCGGAAUUACCAGCUUCAUUUGCGGAUAUGAUGAGAACGUUUAAACGAUUGCUGACAAACACGACACUUAUGUGCAAUAAUCUAGCAACAGUUUUCUAUUUUAUGGGAUACAUGCCUUAUUGGAUAUUCAUGCCGAAAUACAUCGAAACUCAGUACAAACAAUCCGCUUCCGUCUCGUCGUUAAUUACCGGAACAGUCGGUCUGGUCUUCAGUGCAUUUGGAAUUCUUCUCUCCGGAUUAGUUAUCUCAAAAUACAAACCUAAGGCGAGGUACUUGGCUGCAUGGAACGUGAUGGUGGGAGCCGUGUCAGUUAUGGGGAUGAUCUCUUACGCUUUUCUUGGAUGUUCUGCCAAUGAUAGUCAAAUCACGGUUCAACCAGACGGCGCUUUGAAGACUCUACUUCCGUGCAACCAGCAGUGCCACUGCGAUUACGUUACUUAUAAUCCUGUCUGCUCGGAACAUGGUCAAACAUUUAUCUCUGCCUGCCACGCUGGGUGUCGUAAUGUAAAGCUUCAGGGUAACGGCAGUAAGAUGUACACAGAGUGCAGUUGCAUCAAACCAAAGUUUACACAUUCCUUGUCACAUUUAUUCGCAAACAACACGUCGAUGUACGCAACGGACGUUCCGUUUGAGAGCACCGACUCUGAUAGGUCAUCAAUAUUGGGUAGUGCAGUACCAGGUGCCUGUCCUGUAGACUGUAUGCACAAAUUUUAUGUGUUUUUGGCUGUGGUUUGUCUACUGAAAUUCAGUGGCGCCACCGGAAGAGCAUCAAAUUUUCUGGUUUCCGUCAGAUGCGUCGAUGAGAAGGAUAAAACGGUGGCUAUGGGUUUUGGAUUAACCAUCAUGAGCUUAUUUGCUUUCAUACCUUCGCCAAUAUUGUUUGGAUUUAUCUUAGAUAGGACCUGUCUUGUUUGGGGCAAAACGUGUUCGGGUACAGGAAACUGUUGGCUUUACAACGGGGAAACCUUAAGAUAUCUGCUAAACUUUACAGCAGCUACUUUCGUAACGAUUGGUACGUUAUUCGACAUGGGUGUUUGGUAUUUCGUGAAAGACGUAAAGAUCUUCGACGAGGAGAUCGAGCUGAAAGACAUAGCCGAGGAACCCGGGGAGACACUUUGAAAGUGAGUCCUUAACGAUCGAGUCAGAUCGCUUCGUUUCAAGUAAAAAAGGUGGAAUAAAGGUUCGAACUGCAAAGUCGUUGGUCGAAGAGCAAAAGAAACAAAACAAAAAAACCAGACGGGAAAGAUGGAAAACGAGAGAGCCGACGAAUAAAGACUUUACAAGUACCUUAAGCAUCUUCUUAGAUAUUUAAAAAAAACGAACUCGUAGUACCUCGGAUAGAACUUACCAUUAACUAGUUCAUUCGUGAGGCACAGCAUUUGAGACAGAAAACGAAUUUAAUUUCUUUCUUUUUUUUACUCUUCUCGCCUCAUGAUCAUUGUCAACGAGAUAUAUUCUCAUCAUUUAUGAGGAGCCUGAAAUAAUUUUUGGCACGUGUAAACUAACGAGGGAACUCCCCGCGGUAUCUCCCUUUAAUUUCAAUAAAAUUGAGAUAUGUUAUAUUCCAGAAAAACAUUUGUAGACACACGAAAAUAUGUGGAAAAGUAAAUAGGGGGUAGGAGUAUUUUAGGGGUGCUUCACCCUUUGGACAUAGAGACUUUAAAAAAGUUUUCUAGAAGUGGUUCCUUACAGUAUAAACUAAAUAUUAAAUUAUCCUGUUAUAUGCCCAAUUUUACAGGUGGCUUUUACCCUUUUAAAUUAUAUAAAAACACAUGUAGUUUAUUUUUUAAGUUCACUUAAUAUACUUCAGUUUUAUUAAAAUCAAAGGAAGACACCUAAAAAGGUUUUGUUAUACAAUUUGUAAUAAUUGGAGAUCUUUGAAUUCUGUACAAUGUACUAUGUAUAUAUCGGUGAACGGAAGUGUUACUACGUUGAAUUUAACGGUAGGGUGCCAUACAUCAUGUUGGUUUUAAUUCGCAACCUCGAAUAGGUAUUAAGUUUAUUCAAUAAAAUAAAAGGUGUUACCCAAAUUUGAUCACAAUUAUUUUAGGAUUAUAUUAAUUACGCAUAACAUGUUUUUAAAUGAUUGUAAGGGAAGGAAAUAAUUGAUCCAUUCACUUAAAUAAAAUAUUGAUGCGUAAAGUUGGUAGAUGGAACAGAAAUAAGGCUUAUAAUGGUGGUAACAGCGAGAACAAAAGCAAGCAAUAAAUAAUUGAAAAUUUAAA